This is a messenger RNA of Staurois parvus, 326 nucleotides long. Lineage: Eukaryota; Metazoa; Chordata; Amphibia; Anura; Ranidae. The record is from the annotation of a GenBank genome assembly.
ACUGCUAGAGCAGUUAUUGGUCACAGCUUGUCACAUGGUACAAGGCUGUUGUGAAUAGCCUUGUACCAUGUGACCUCUGUGAUCAUUCACAGAAUUUACAAGUAGUAAGCAAUGAUGUCAGGAAGUGACAUCUUGUUUACUACUGUUCAUGUGAUCACUGAUUGGCCAAUCAGUGUGCCAUUGGCGGCCUCAGCUGUCGAUCACCGGGUCCCGGUCAGUGAUUCCCCACCGGCACCUGGCGAUCGCCGAGUAUCACUGAUGGGGGAGAGGUCUGUAUGUAAAUAAGACAGAUCUCUCCUCUGUAAGCUCCUGCACACUGCUUUGUA